Messenger RNA from Magnolia sinica, 812 nucleotides. RefSeq names its product calmodulin-7-like. The coding region runs from base 94 to 543 and encodes 149 amino acids. The transcript has 4 exons. NCBI's taxonomy places the organism in Eukaryota, Viridiplantae, Streptophyta, Magnoliopsida, Magnoliales, Magnoliaceae. The record is from RefSeq and is a predicted model, not a curated record. Gene Ontology annotation, molecular function: enzyme regulator activity; calcium ion binding.
GGAAACAGAGAGAUAAGCAAGGGACCCUUUCCUUCGCUGCGAUUUUCUUCCUCCUUUCAUCUCUCUCGUUUUCUGCUCGAUUUCAGAGAAAAAAUGGCGGAUGAGCUCACGGACGACCAGAUGUCUGAGUUCAAGGAGGCCUUUAGCUUGUUUGACAAGGAUGGAGACGGCUGCAUCACUACCAAGGAGCUGGGCACUGUGAUGCGGUCACUGGGACAGAACCCAACAGAGGCUGAGCUCCAGGACAUGAUCAAUGAGGUGGAUGCAGAUGGCAGUGGGACCAUUGAUUUCCCUGAGUUCCUCAACCUGAUGGCUCGCAAGAUGAAGGACACCGACUCGGAGGAGGAGCUCAAGGAGGCGUUCCGGGUGUUUGACAAGGACCAGAAUGGGUUCAUCUCUGCAGCAGAGCUGCGCCAUGUCAUGACCAACCUUGGGGAGAAGCUCACUGACGAGGAGGUGGAUGAGAUGAUUCGUGAGGCCGAUGUAGACGGUGAUGGUCAGAUCAACUAUGAGGAGUUUGUCAAAGUCAUGAUGGCCAAAUAGAUACAAUGUGCAACCGUUCCUGAGACAUCCGAGCCGUGAAGAAGAAAAAGGCAGAAGAGGGCUGAAGAACGUCGAAGCGAGAAAACCACCAACAUUUCCCCUAAGCGUAAGCGCCGAAAGGGACGAUGUGCAGUGCUCUGAUCAAGAAGCGCACCAUCCACAGUAAUCCUUACAUUUUCCUUCACUAAUUACUAAUAAAGUAGCAAGUGAUGUUUCAUAUGUUGUUUCAAAAAAUUUACAAAUUUGUAUUGAAACCCUUUUUCUUCCAA